Molecule: messenger RNA, 2056 nt
Organism: Physcomitrium patens
Lineage: Eukaryota; Viridiplantae; Streptophyta; Bryopsida; Funariales; Funariaceae
Source: RefSeq, a predicted model, not a curated record
GUUCACAUUGCAUUGAAAGUGUGAAUAGUUACAAGCAGCUGAAUGUAUUGCUCACAUGAACGAUAUCUUCCACCCACCUGCUGAGACCUAUUGUCGAUAAAUCUUCACUUUUUCAGAUUCUGCGAUGAUGGGCCUGGAAGAGAGGCUAUCCCCAAUCUUAAAGUUGCCGCCUCAGGUGGACUCUAUAUCCCGACCAUUUCGCACUCCUCAGUCCAUGUUAGAUUUCGAUUGAAUCAUUGUCUCUCAGCUUGAGUUCAUAACUGUCUGCUGCUUCAGUCAUCUUUAGGAGCGACCAAGGCUGUCAUAGGAUAGACAAUGGUGCGCCACAAUCCACACCGCACCCUGUCGUGCAGCGGGUUUAUCGUUCCAAGAUCUGCAUAAGUUCAAGAGUGAAUGACCAGUUAGCAAACCCGAAAUGCAGCAUUGUCCUGAUUGCACAAUUCGAAGGUGAAUAAAAGCAUGGAGUUACUUCAGCAGAUUUGUGUUCGCUACGCGUUACUCACAUGCAUGCUGCUGUUCUGUCCAUUUUCAUCUGCCGCACCCGCCAAUUUCGUAUUCGGUGAUUCCCUUGUUGACAUCGGCAACAACAACUUUCUCGUCUUGUCUCUGGCCAAGGCCAAUCUCUACCCGAACGGUAUUGAUCUCGGCAAUGGCGUUCCAACGGGCAGAUUCUGUAAUGGUCGCACUGUACCUGACAUAAUUUUUGAGAAACUGGGAGUCCCCAUUCCGAAGGAGUAUCUUAAUCCCACCACACGAGGUUCAGUGAUCCUCAAUGGCGUGAACUACGCCUCUGGUGCGGGGGGUAUCCUUGAUUCAACCGGGAGCAAUUACAUACAGAGACUGUCAUUCAACAAGCAGCUAUCAUAUUUCCAGAAGACCAAGGAAGAUAUUACCAACAUGAUUGGACCACAACGAACAGAAAAACUCUUGAACGACGCAAUAUUUGUCGUAGUGUUUGGAAGCAACGACUACAUAAACAACUACCUUCUAACAAACUCCGCCACGUCGCAGCAAUACACACCCUCAAAGUAUCAAGAUUUGCUCAUUUCAACUUUUCACGGGCAGCUAUCGACCUUGCACAACCUUGGAGCACGAAAGUUUGUGGUUACCGAUCUCGGCCCCCUCGGUUGCCUCCCAUCGCAGAUUGUGAGAAACAACACCGUCGGAACGUGCCUGGACUAUAUCAACGACUACGCCAAGAAUUACAACGCGGCACUCAAGCCGAUGUUGAACCAGCUGACCUCCGCACUUCCAGGUUCAAUAUUCUGCUACGGAGAAGUCAAUGCUGCGAUUCAACAAUUCAUAACAAACCGUCCAAACUACGGAUUCGACGUCAUAAACGCAGGAUGCUGUGGACUCGGCCCUUUGAAUGGGCAACUUGGGUGCCUUCCAGGCGCCAAUCUCUGCACCAAUCGUAUCAACCAUCUGUUCUGGGAUCCCUUCCACCCCACGGACAGCGCCAACGCGAUCCUGGCGGAGCGAUUCUUCUCUGGAGGCCCAGACGCCAUCAGUCCGUACAAUAUCCAACAGCUUGUAUCGAUGUAGAGUCUGACCUCUCAUUGUUCACGCCCAACAUGAAAAACUAGCAUCGAUCGCUUCCGCUUCUUCUAGAUCGGCCUUGUCACUAGAUAAAUCAGCGUCACUAGACACAAUUUCACCGCAACUCUUGCAUGUGGAUUCGAUGUGUGGGGACUCACAAAUCCUCAUCGAUCAUUCUUGAGCGACAUUGAUCUUCGGUGUCGGUGACUGCGCUUUCUGGUGAACCGAACUUCUUCGAAUAGUGCUCGGUUUCUAGAUUUUGAGAAUAAUGAACGGUUUAAAGAUCAUCUAACCUUCUUUUUUUCUUUUUUCUUUUUUUUGUUAUAUUGCUGUCUGUGGUCGUAGAAGCCUAUUCUUUAUUCUUUAGUUACUGAUCAGAAAGUAGUACAACCUUUUCGUAUUCGUUUGCGUAUGGAAUCGAAACAAUUACAUAGUUAAUGCGUGUUGAAAAAUGAGGAUUUUUUUGCCAAUUGUAUUGUUUUGAGUUUUAUAAAUUUAUCAAUAUGGUUUCUUGUGA